Molecule: messenger RNA, 898 nt
Organism: Beta vulgaris subsp. vulgaris (sugar beet)
Lineage: Eukaryota; Viridiplantae; Streptophyta; Magnoliopsida; Caryophyllales; Amaranthaceae
Exons: 6
Coding region: 1-870 (289 amino acids)
Source: RefSeq, a predicted model, not a curated record
AUGAAUGAGAACCAUUCUGAGUCUGAUUUGAAUUUUGAUAAUUUGGAUUUUAAUGAGAUACUUGGUGAGGAAGAUAAUGCAAACGAUCAACAAUGCGAAGAAUUAUACGAUGAUGGAAACACUUUUUUAAAUAGAGAGUAUUGUUUAUCCCUUGGGUCUGAUGGACAUAUCUUUGGUGAACUUAUUGAUGCAUGGUGUCACAUACUCAACGCGAGGAAUAAAUUGAAUAGAAAAGAGAAAAGGAUAUUCUUUCCUAAUGCAGCAUUUAAUUUGUUGUGCAUGAAUGAUUAUUAUGGUGAGUGUACUCAAAAAGAUACCAUUGAGUUUAGACAAUCAAAAUUCUUUGAGACACUUGAUUUCACCAUGUAUGAGAACAAAAUUGAUACCAUCAAAGGAUUUAAUCUUGUAUUCUUCAUUGUUCACGCUUGGAGUCACUUUUACGUUAUGUGCAUUAAUAUGAAAGCCAAAACUUUGGACAUCUUGGAUAAUAGAAUACUUGAGGAUGGGAUACCCCUUGAAAGCAAGUAUCGUGAUUAUCCUUGGAAAGUGCUGGAAGCAUUUUCAUUGUUCCUCCACCGUGCGGAAUACAAGUGUUAUAGGCAUGUAGCUAAAUUCAAGAUAAGGUUAAUAGAAAGGCCUUGGAGAUCCAACAUGAACAUUGUUGAUUGUGGUGUAUAUGCAAUGAGACAUAUGGAAACCUACCAUGCACAAAACAACUGGGAUUGUGGACUAUACUCAGAUAAUUUUGAAGGUUUGAAGAAGCUAAGGAUACAAUACUGCAUUGAUUUACUCACCGACAAUGCUAAUGAUAAAAGGGUCAAGCUCCAGGUCUUAGCAAGAAAGUUUAAGAAGCUUGAAAACAAUGAAUAAAUUUAAAGAUUCGUGUGCAUGUGGUGCA